Messenger RNA from Spodoptera littoralis (African cotton leafworm), 1672 nucleotides. NCBI's taxonomy places the organism in Eukaryota, Metazoa, Arthropoda, Insecta, Lepidoptera, Noctuidae. The record is from the annotation of a GenBank genome assembly.
GCUCAUCGCUACGCUGUUAGCUUCGUAAACAAUAAUUAUUUUUAUACUAUUUUAAUUUGAAUAUUUUAUUCAUAAUUUGCGAGAUAUUAUGGAAUCAAAUAAUCCCAAUGAUGAUCCUACAAAGGAAAAGAAGGACAACAGAUUUCCUAAGAAACGUCCGCUGCCGAAAUUGAUGGCAUGUAUGACCAAGCACAGCUUGGACACUUUCCGUAGCAAAGCUAUCUUCUCUUUAGCCAUGCUGGAUUCCAAUGGCAUAAGAAGGCGUAAAUUUCCUCUAUAUGAAUGUAUUAUUCUGGAGCUCAAAGAGGCUGGAUACUGUGAUUCAUCAACGUACCUUCAAGAUCUUAUUUACGAUAAUGUACAACUUGUGAACCAAGACGACAUUGGUAUCGUAGUGGACCUUAGGAAGAGAGAUGAUUACUUGGAACAUAUAAGUGGUAUACUACAAAAAGUGGAAAAGCAUCGUGAACGAAAUAAUACACACAAGGAAUGCAACCAUUUGCUAAAUCUGGCGAUGUACUAUGCGGAAAGAGAAAAGGGCAUAUUGUGGUUAGCGGAAAAAUUCUAUCAAGUAGCGAUCGCCGUGUCCAGCAAACAUCUGCUCGAUGGUGGAAGGUUGAAGGCCAUUUGUAAAUACCAUUAUGGGAAGUUUUUACUGGAUAAAUUUCCAGGAGCGGACCCAGAGGAACCGUUUUCUUUACUGACAGAAGUACGAGAUUCUGCUAUCGGAAAGACCUGGCCAUUAAGCGAUGCUAAGGAACCUGGAGAAGUACAACCUACUGCGACCGUGUUCGAGGCGACUGCAUUACAAUUACAUAGAGUUUUACUCGACAAAGCAAGAGCAGUACGCAAGGAAGACACGGCUAAAGCUGAGAGGUUGGCUCGCUUGGCUGAGAGGAGAGCUAAAGACGCUGGUGAAACUGUGAAGACAGCUGAGGCGAUAAUUGAAAUCGGUAUUUGUCAGCUGAUGAUGAACAAUUUGAAUAAUGCACAGAAAACGUUUGAGAGGGCUUUUAAGAUAUACGAGUCUGGUAAUAAUGUGGAAGGUCUUUGUGAAACGAGAAUGCAUCUGGCAGCGGUAAUGCAGCGGUUAGGUGAAUACGAAACUGCGGCCAAGUUACUUACGGAGAUGGGAGCCAGUGCGAUGGAACAUGGAUUGAGAAGACAGCUCGGUCGGGCCCUGCAUCUACUAGGCGAGCUACACCUAAGGAGAGAGCGGCCGGAAUUAGGCACUCAACAUCUCGCGGAAGCCUUCCUCUGCUUCAUGGGCUUUCAAUUUCAAUCGCUGGGAAGUGAGAAUAAGAUAGGAAUAGAAAGUGACAAGGAGGGACAAGAAAUGGGUGAGAUCUACAUCGAGAAUGAAAAUGAAAUUUUCGAAGAAGAAGCGGAGCAAUCGAGGCUUAUGACGGCCAUUUCUGCAGGUCAAGAACUAAUGGCAUCCUACUUCAAUUUGUUGCGGGAGGCUGGCGGAUGUACGGUGGCUAAAAUGAAAACAAUUGAAUGGAAACUGUCGCACGCGCGCUGGUGGGUCAAGCGACUUCACCACGACUUCCUGCCAUGUCCGUGCCCCGUCCAUCAUCGGACUCCACUGGAUGUCUUGUGCAAGACCUCCUCACCGGUUAAUUCUGCAGUGUCCCCUACUAGUCCAGUAGUGACGUCCAAACUAAACUAG